UGCCUGUUUGUUAUUUGGGUGUUUUGUUUUCAUUUUUUGGUCGGCUCUCCUGCUCACAUUCCUACAUCAGGGAAGUUGGGCUUCUUGUGAUUAGUGCCUGUUUGUUAUUUGGGUGUUUUGUUUUCAUUUUUUGGUCGUAUGUGCAGAUCUUCAGGGCCGUGCUAAGGAUUCCCUCUGAGCAGGGACGCCACAAAGCCUUUUCCACGUGCCUCCCUCACCUGGUUGUGGUCUCUGUGUUUAUCAGCACUGGCACUUUUGCUUACCUGAAGCCCCCCUCUGUCACUUCCCCAUCCCUGGAUGUGGUGGUGCCAGUGCUGUACGCACUGGUGCCUCCAGCAGUGAACCCCCUCAUCUACAGCCUGAGGAACCAGGAGCUCAGAGAUGCUGUGAGGAAGCUCUUGACUGGCUGUGUUUUAGCAGGCAUGCACCGCCUGCUUCACCCCCCCUCUGUCACUUCCCCAUCCCUGGAUGUGGUGGUGCCAGUGCUGUACGCACUGGUGCCUCCAGCAGUGAACCCCCUCAUCUACAGCCUGAGGAACCAGGAGCUCAGAGAUGCU
Messenger RNA from Nestor notabilis (Kea), 557 nucleotides. RefSeq names its product olfactory receptor 14J1-like. Gene Ontology annotation, cellular component: membrane. The record is from RefSeq and is a predicted model, not a curated record. Gene Ontology annotation, molecular function: olfactory receptor activity; odorant binding. NCBI's taxonomy places the organism in Eukaryota, Metazoa, Chordata, Aves, Psittaciformes, Psittacidae. The annotation marks the transcript as partial. The transcript has 2 exons. Gene Ontology annotation, biological process: G protein-coupled receptor signaling pathway.